AUGGAACCACAAAGUUCUCCAAGAAAACAAAAAUGAGGGGUUCAUUCUCCGCUCUAUUUUCCCUUUUUUCAAUUCUCUUGAUCUCAUUUUCUAGCCUAAACUCAGCAUCUGUUCAAGAAAACUUUCUCCAAUGCGUUUCGAAACAGAAUCUACCCUCUAGUCCCAUCUCAGAAGCCAUCUACACUCCAGACAACUCUUCCUUUGUAUCCGUUUUACAAUCCUAUGGAAGAAACCUCAGAUACAUGACACCCGAUACGCCGAAGCCUAUCGCUAUCGUAGCUGCAUUGCAUGAAUCUCAUGUCCAAGCAACGAUUAUUUGUUCUAAAACUCUUGGAUUGGAGUUAAGGAUUCGAAGCGGUGGCCACGACUACGACGGACUAUCUUAUGUGUCCCAUGUCCCGUUCAUUCUUCUUGAUAUGUUCAAUUAUCGGGCCAUUGACAUCAAUGUAACGGAUGAAAGUGCUUGGGUUGAAUCUGGGGCUAGUCUUGGUGAAGUUUAUUAUAGAAUUGCGGAAAAAAGCCCAGUCCAUGGCUUCCCCGCUGGCAUAUGUACGACUCUUGGUAUGGGUGGGCACUUAAGCGGGGGUGGGUAUGGAAAUAUGAUGAGGAAGUAUGGCCUUUCGAUUGACAACAUCCUCGAUGCAAAAAUCGUCGACGUUGAAGGCAGAAUUCUUGAUAGAAAAUCAAUGGGAGAAGACCUUUUCUGGGCUAUUAGAGGAGGAGGUGCAGCGAGCUUUUGCGUGGUGCUUUCGUGGAAAAUCAAGCUGGUGCCUGUCCCCGAAAUUGUGACUGUUUUCACAGUAGGGAAGACUAUUGAGGAAGGAGCCACUAACCUCACUGUGAAAUGGCAAAAAAUUGCAGACAAGAUAGACGACGAUCUCUUCCUUAGAUUGAUCGUAGCUCCGGUUAAUGGAAGCCAACCAGGGACGAAGACUGUAAAGACAUCUUUUAUUGCCAUGUUUCUUGGAGAAAGUGAAAGGCUUCUUACUUUAAUGAACAAUAGUUUUCCGGAGUUGGGUGUACAGAAGAAGGACUGCAUCGAAAUGAAAUGGGUCGAAUCUAUUCCUUACUGGGCAGGUUUUCCUAACGGAACAUCCAUAGAUGUGUUGCUUGACAAAAUUCCAAAGUUUGUAUCCUCUCUCAAACGAAAAUCUGAUUACGUUCAGCAGCCUAUUCCCAAGUCUGGAUUGGAAGCAAUAUGGAAGGCCGUGAUUGAAUCCGAGUCGGUAGGAAUGCAGUGGAAUCCUUACGGCGGGAAAAUGAGCCAGAUUCCAUCAAACGAAACUGCAUUCCCUCAUCGAGCAGGGAACAUAUUCAAGAUACAGUAUAACGUGAACUGGAAGGAAGAAGGAAGUGAAAUCAGCAACAGGUACUUGAAGUCAACGGAAAAGCUUUACGAAGCCAUGACUCCUUAUGUGUCAAAGAAUCCAAGGGAAGCAUUCCUCAAUUAUCGUGAUAUUGAUAUUGGGAUCAAUUCUAAUGGUACAUUUGAGGAAGGGCAAGUUUACGGCAAGAAGUAUUUCAAGAACAAUUUUGACAGAUUGGUGAACGUGAAGACGAAGGUGGAUCCUGAUAAUUUCCUCAAAUAUGAACAGAGUAUUCCCAUUCGCAAACCACAUUAGGGAAAAUUAAGACAGUAUCCGAACAACUUAAUUUACUCAAUAAAUGACAAUAUGCAGC
Messenger RNA from Rubroshorea leprosula, 1680 nucleotides. NCBI's taxonomy places the organism in Eukaryota, Viridiplantae, Streptophyta, Magnoliopsida, Malvales, Dipterocarpaceae. The record is from the annotation of a GenBank genome assembly.